AUGCCACCACCUGCCUCCAUAAUAAAACCACCUCAUUCCCGUCGUCAGAAAGCCUGUGAGACUUGCAGACGGCGGAAGGAAAGAUGCGAUGGGCUCCAGCCCUGCGGCAGAUGUUGUACGCGGAAAGUCGCGAGUGAAUGUCGACGGCGGCCUUCCGUCUAUCCGCCUCAACUGCCGCAAAACAACGAUCUUGUUCUUCCCGAAGCUCAUCUCGAUAUCGACGAAAACGAUGUGCCUACUGCUACGUACGAGUCUGAACUUGUGGGGACCCAGCCCGCACCAAUCCCUCAAUUGCACUCUCCGUCUCCAACGAUCUCCAGACAUCUAUCAGCUUCCUUGCCACUCGAGAACCCAAUGGGUUCCACGGUGUCUCUCACAUCUUGUUUGGUUCGUGAUCGCCAGGGAGCAUAUAUGUUCCUCGGUCCCUCGGCAAAUCUGUCCAUGCUGCAGUGCAUCCGAAAGGUCGUUUAUAGCGCGCUCGGGCCGUGCCAAUUCACCGAAGAGCCUCCCCAAAACGACCUUGUCGAUGAAGACCCUGACAUAACAGUCAACUGGGAUACAGCAAGUGUGGAGCCCCAACGGCCCUCGGUGGCGGAUGCCCGUUAUUAUCUAGAGUGGUAUACGAGCGCCACAAGUUGCGUGUUUGAUCUCUUCGGAUACGAAGAGCUCACCGCGGAGAUUAUUUCCUGGUUAGGAAGGGCUGCUUCUGUUGACGCUAGUACUUGCAUUAAUUUCCUCGUCCUUGCCAUCGGGGCUCAGUGUGGACCCGAAGAUCGCGAUUCACAAGCCGAUGCAUAUUUUACGUAUGCGCGGUAUCUGGCGUCAACGCGAUUUCUGGAAGUCACAAAGGUUUCCACAAUACAAAUAUAUUCGCUGAUUGCGAUGUAUUUGCUCAACGCGACACGGCCCAAUGCAGCAAUUAUGCAUCUUGGCGUGGCCAUUCGGACUGCACACUCCUUAGGGAUUCAUCGCCCCGAUAUUUCGACGCUGUUUUCGGCGGAGGAGAACUCCCACCGCGAGCGGAUUUGGAAGGUUUUGCGGGUGUUGGAUCUUUUCCUGAGCAUAUAUCUUGGGCAGCAGCCGUCCACCACGGAGACUCGGGACGCCAUGUCACAGCAGGAGUAUUCAGCUUCCGCCGAUCUGUGCUGUAUAUUUGAAAAAAUUCUCGGUGGGAUCUACAAUCAGCAGGAAGUUUCUCCUACUGUGUUAGAACAUGUCAGCCAGCAUCAUAGGGAAUGGGCUUCUCAUUUCCGAGAAGGUCUGCGGGUUGAUCGGAUAUCCACAGAAGAACAUCAAGAUGGAGACAGAACACCGAACAUCGGUCUCUGUCAUCUCAAGGAAGCAUAUUACUGGAGCAUCAUCCUGGCGACACGACCGUAUUUGAUAGAAUUGGUGCGGAAACAUAUCGCUCGGGAUACCAACACACUCUCGUCAAGUGGCGAGAACGCAUUCGCCUCGCCAAAGCAAGAGCCCGAUACGCUGCUAGCUCAUGCUUCAGUAAACUCAGCCGUGCUUACCAUCAAUCUCCUGGAGGGCUUCCUUCGCGAGGACGGAAUCCCCAAACGUUUACCCUAUAUCAUCAACUCGAUAUUGAAUGCGGCACUCGUGCUUGGAACAGGGUAUUUUGCAGACCUGGACCACCUAUUCCCUCUCAACCAUGCAAUGGGAUUAGCUGAAAAGUUACUGAAUCGCUUCCAAUUCAAUGACACCAUGGCAAGAUGGAGUCUGCGGAUCGUUCGCGAUUUGCGCAAUGUGUGCGAGGAGCAUGUGAAAAGGCGGCGGGAUCGUCGACUGGAUCGUCAAAGAGUGCUCGCCGAGAGCCUCUUUGGCGAUAUUAAAGCGUGCUAUAGCGAGCCUUGGCCACUGCAUUCUUCGCAGCUUUCCCUACAAAGUCUGCCGUCGGGAGAACAUGCUUGCUCCGAAGGUGGAGAUUUUGGACUGCAGUUUUCGGGGUUUGAUGGAGACCUUCGGCUUGAGGAGAACAGUGUGAUAUGGAGUCAGCUGUUCGAUAGUGAGCCUUCCGAUGCUGUCUUCGGGGCUGAAUUUGGGGCGGGGGAGCCUGCGUUUGCCUGGGCGUGA
Molecule: messenger RNA, 2079 nt
Organism: Penicillium bovifimosum
Lineage: Eukaryota; Fungi; Ascomycota; Eurotiomycetes; Eurotiales; Aspergillaceae
Exons: 1
Coding region: 1-2079 (692 amino acids)
Biological process (GO): positive regulation of transcription from RNA polymerase II promoter by galactose; DNA-templated transcription
Cellular component (GO): nucleus
Molecular function (GO): zinc ion binding; RNA polymerase II cis-regulatory region sequence-specific DNA binding; DNA-binding transcription factor activity, RNA polymerase II-specific
Source: RefSeq, a predicted model, not a curated record